CGAUCGCCUCUAAGACGUAGUGACCUUCGCCGGCGUCCGUGCAGAGUCUCGCGGUGGGACGGGAAGGAAGACACGCUUUAAGGCUAACCGGCGUCGUCCUGCGGAAAAGACAAUAUGGGUGAUAUUGAAAAGGGAAAGAAAGUCUUCAUCCAGAAAUGUGCCCAGUGUCAUACAAUCGACAAGGGGGGCAAGCACAAAGUCGGCCCCAACCUUUGGGGUCUGUUCGGCCGCAAGACGGGGCAGGCUGAAGGCUUCUCCUACACCGACGCCAAUAAGACCAAAGGUAUCAUUUGGAGUGAGGACACCCUGAUGGAGUACUUGGAAAACCCCAAGAAAUACAUUCCUGGAACAAAAAUGAUCUUUGCUGGUAUCAAGAAGAAGACCGAGCGUGCAGACCUUGUCGCGUAUUUGAAAUCAGCCACAUCAUAAUACUACUAAUAAUAAGUUAAAUAAGUUUAAAUGUCAGUAGUCUCACUUUUUCUGUCUUUUAACAAUACCUAUUCACAGUUUACCAAAUAAUCUGAACUCUUUGUCCUAGGCCAUGGCUUGUUUUUGAUGCCUGCCUUUUUUAAUAAGAAGGAUUUUCAGUUUUGUCUGCCACUGAGCUGUCAGCACAGUCAGACUGAAUGUUGUUGCGCUGGGUGCCAGGUCUUCCCUGUGACGGGGAAGGAACUAUUCCCUGGUUUCACAAGAGCUGGAUAUUAAGUUAUUGGACUGUACCUAUCUGUAGCAGUAAUGUGGACUGCAUUGAGCUGAAGGUGUCUGUGCUUAUUGGUAACCAUAGUCAAUAAUGUAUCGUAUGAAACGGAACUGUGAAUAAAAAUUGAAAAGGGGACUUUU
This is a messenger RNA of Electrophorus electricus (electric eel), 840 nucleotides long. RefSeq names its product cytochrome c, somatic b (gene cycsb). The record is from RefSeq and is a predicted model, not a curated record. Gene Ontology annotation, molecular function: electron transfer activity; heme binding. Lineage: Eukaryota; Metazoa; Chordata; Actinopteri; Gymnotiformes; Gymnotidae.